AUGAUUGACAUUGAACCAAGGCACGGUAAUCUCCAUUUCAUAAAUAUCAAAUAUGGGUACAUAGUACUAGGGAUAUCCUCUAUAUUAAUCCUAUACUUGCUACUAUUUAAAUUCAUCUACAUACAACAAUGGAAACGCAAUGGAAUACAUAAUAAAUUGUUAACCUAUUUACAAGGCCCUCCAACUUGGUUUAUCAUGUUGAUCUGGACUGUGAUUAUUGCUUUCCUAUCACAAGACAAGAUCCACUCCAUAUUUAUCGAAUACACCACUGUUGCUAAACGAUUGGGCCGAAUAGCUUAUAGUUUAGUCCCAUUGAAUAUAUUCCUAAUUUUGCGAUUUGCUAAUUCACCCAAUCUAAACCCGGGUUAUUAUUUACAAAAUCUAAAUCUCCAUAAAUGGCUAUCACGAUUGAUUUUCUUACUUUCGUUUAUCCAUGGGUUGAUUUUCGCUGCUAAAUGGAUUAUUGAAGGAACAGGGUCAAAAUUUGUCAAGUUUCUCAACCUUUUGGGUAUUGUAGUCAUUUUGCCAUUCACUUUGCUCAUUGUUGUAUCGAUACGAUACAUGCGUCGCAAAUCAUAUCGACUUUUCUACAUUGUCCAUAAUAUCACUUCUUGGUCGAUGGUUAUUUUAAUAACUUUCCAUGCGCGGCCAGGGGUAUGGCCCAUUGCUAUCUUGUCCAUAGUCAUGUUAGCGUUGCAAUUGUACUCGAGGUUAGCUGCUUACAGAGUAAACUCAAUCAAGGUCAUAGAUACGCCAACGUCUACAUUACAAAUUGUCAAAGUACCACUUCCACUUGAAUUCCCCAGUUGGUCACCGGCAAGCCAUGUUCGAAUCAAUUAUUCGUUCCUGAAAAUUCAAUGCUGGCUCACGGCUACUCACCCAUUCACCAUUGCUUCUAUAUAUGAAGAUUCCCGAACUUCACUUGUAUUGAUCAAGAAAAAGACUCAAUUGAAUUUCGAUGCCCAAAGUACUUAUUUGGUAACCGGCCCGUACUGUUCCAUACCUCAACCUUUAUUCAACACGGCUCAAGUCGUAAGUAUAAUAUGCGGUGGCUCGGGACUUUCAUUUGGACUACCAAUUUAUCAAUAUUUCAAAACGACAAAUCCAUCAGUCGAAGUCAACUUAGUUUGGUGUGUCCUGAACAAAGACGACUUGUUUAUCCUCAACCAAUUGAAUUUAUCUGAUUUACAAAUUUACGUUACUGGAGUUGACAGCCAAGAGUCAUCAUCCAACGAGCCCAUCCCUCCCGAGUUUGUCAUAGAAGGAGACGACGAGGUGGAACAUCAUGGGUUGUUGAAAGAAAAUAUAGAGUUGCAGCAUAUAGUACCCAAUCCGGUGGACCCUAAUGACAUUGACGAGGGAAAUUCAACCAAGGAUGAUUCGGCAACAAAUGGAAGACGGUAUAGGUUAGGAAGACCUAAAUUGGACGAAGUUUUUGCCAUCAACAACCCCACAAUUACACUAGACCCAAAUAUUACUUGGAUCAUUGCCUGUGGUCCUGAUGGAAUGAUCAAUGAUUCAAAAAAGUGGGCAAAAGAGCACAAUUAUCAAUUCUUUAGUGAAAAGUAUGAGAUGUGA
Molecule: messenger RNA, 1578 nt
Organism: Lodderomyces margitis
Lineage: Eukaryota; Fungi; Ascomycota; Pichiomycetes; Serinales; Debaryomycetaceae
Product: putative metalloreductase
Exons: 1
Coding region: 1-1578 (525 amino acids)
Cellular component (GO): plasma membrane
Molecular function (GO): oxidoreductase activity
Source: RefSeq, a predicted model, not a curated record